UUCGCUUUCAUGUAGCCCCGAGUCCGAGCUGCCAUACUCCUGUCUAUCCUCUUCCUUCGUUAAACCCUAUAGGCUUCUAUCUGCAACCUCCCACGACGUUGUCUCUGGUUCCUUUCCCAGAAGGAGACAUGAAUCCCUCCAAUCUCAUCACAUCCCCUUCUCUCCAGCACCACUCUUCUUCACUUCCCUCUCCCUUUCUUAAUCCAAAUCCUCUUUUUAUCAGAACCACUUCUACUCUUCCCAAACGCCGCCGUUUCAGGGUCUCCUUCCCUCGCAAUUCAUCGGCCUCCCUUGACCAACCUGCUUCUUCCCCGCCUCCCCCAUCUAUUAUCGGAGCGCAGAAGGAGCUCAAGGGAAUUGAGGUUGUCGUUGACAAAUUAUCGCCGCCCCUGAGGCUGGCCACAUCUGCCAUUAUCGUUGCAGGGGCUGUGGCUGCAGGAUAUGGGUUGGGUUUUCAGUUUGGUCGGAACCGAAAUGCUGCCAUUGGUGGUGCUGUGGCACUCGGUGUGGCGGGUGGGGCUGCUGCGUACUCUUUGAAUGCGUGUGCUCCGCAUGUUGCAGCCGUGAAUUUGCAUAAUUAUGUGGCUGGGUUUGACGACCCUGCUCGGUUGAAGAAGGAAGACAUCGAGAGCAUUGCAAACAAAUACGGUGUCAGCAAGCAAGAUGAGGCGUUCAAAGCAGAGAUUUGUGAGAUAUAUUGUCAGUUUGUCUCUUCUGUGCUUCCUCCUGGUGGCCAGGAACUUAAAGGUGAUGAGGUUGAUAGGAUCAUUAACUUUAAAAAUUCUUUAGGAAUUGAUGAUCCAGAUGCAGCUUCUAUGCAUAUAGAGAUCGGUAGGAAAUAUUUCAGGCAAAGACUUGAAGUUGGUGAUCGUGAUGCUGAUAUUGAACAGCGUCGGGCAUUUCAGAAGUUGAUAUAUGUGUCAAAUCUUGUUUUUGGGGAAGCAUCAUCCUUCCUUCUACCUUGGAAGCGGGUUUUCAAGGUCACUGAUUCCCAGGUUGAGGUAGCUAUUCGUGAUAAUGCCCAGAGAUUGUAUGCUUCCAAGCUGAAAUCACUUGGCAGAGAUAUUGAUGCAGGACAACUUGUUGCACUCAGAGAAGCACAACUUUCGUAUCGCCUUUCUGAUGAGCUUGCUGAGAGCUUGUUCAAGGAGCGUACAAGGAAAUUGGUUGAGGAAAAUAUUUCAGAGGCUGUUAGUAUGCUUAAAUCCCGCACCAGAGCAGUUCCUGGAGUUGGUCAGGCCGUGGAGGAGCUUGAUAAAAUACUGGCAUUCAAUGAUUUAAUCGUCUCAUUGAAGAGUCAUCCAGAUGUUGAUCGCUUUGCUCGUGGUGUUGGUCCAAUUUCAUUAAUUGGUGGUGAGUAUGACAAUGACAAAAAAAUAGAGGACUUGAAACUCCUUUAUAGAGCAUAUGUUACAGAUGCCUUGUCUGGUGGUCGCAUGGAAGAUAGUAAGGUUACUUCAUUAAAUCAGUUAAGAAAUAUAUUUGGGCUGGGCAAACGUGAAGCAGAGGCCAUUACACUUGAUGUUACGUCAAAGGUAUAUCGUAAACGGCUUUCACAGGCUGUUUCAGGCGGUGAUUUAGAAAUGGCUGAUAGCAAAGCAACAUUCCUUCAAAAUCUUUGUGAUGAAUUGCACUUUGAUCCACAAAAGGCCAGUGAAAUUCAUGAAGAAAUUUACCGGCAAAAGCUUCAGCAAUGUGUAGCUGAUGGAGAGCUCAGUGAGGAGGAUGUUUCUGCCUUGUUGAGGCUGCGUGUGAUGCUUUGUAUACCUCAACAGACUGUUGAAGCUGCACACUCCGAUAUCUGUGGAAGUUUGUUUGAAAAGGUUGUCAAGGAAGCAAUUGCAUCAGGGGUUGAUGGAUACGAUGCUGAAAUCAAGAAAUCAGUGAGAAAAGCAGCACAUGGUUUGCGAUUGACCAGGGAAACUGCUAUGUCUAUUGCAAGCAAGGCAGUGAGGAAGAUAUUUAUCAAUUAUAUCAAGCGUGCACGAGCAGCUGGAAACCGUACAGAGUCUGCAAAAGAACUCAAGAAGAUGAUAGCAUUCAAUUCCUUGGUUGUGACUGAGUUGGUGGAGGAUAUCAAAGGGGAGUCUGCUGAUACAUCAGUUGAUGAAUCAAAGGAAGAACCCGUUGAGGAAGUCCCACAAACUGAAGAAGAUGAAGAAUGGGAAUCUCUUCAGACACUUAAGAAAAUUAAACCAAACAAAGAACUUGCUGCGAAGGUGGGGAAGCCUGGUCAGAGUGAAAUAACUCUCAAAGACGACCUUCCAGAAAGAGACCGAACUGACCUUUACAAGACAUACUUGCUUUUCUGUCUAACUGGUGAAGUGAAGAGGAUUCCAUUUGGUGCUCAGAUAACUACGAAGAAGGAUGAUUCAGAAUACGUUUUUUUAAAUCAGCUAGGCGGGAUCCUGGGUUUGAGUGGUAAAGAAAUUGUCGAAGUACAUCGGAGUCUAGCUGAGCAAGCUUUUAGGCAACAAGCUGAGGUAAUCUUGGCUGAUGGGCAGUUGACAAAGGCCAGGGUGGAGCAGCUUAAUGAUUUGCAGAAGCAAGUAGGAUUGCCUGCAGAAUUUGCUCAGAAGAUAAUCAAGAACAUAACCACCACAAAAAUGGGUGCUGCCAUAGAAACUGCAGUAACACAAGGAAGGCUCAGCAUAAAGCAGAUUAGGGAGCUUAAGGAAGCUAAUGUUGAUUUAGACAGCAUGGUUUCAGAGAAAUUAAGAGAAACCCUCUUCAAAAAAACUGUAGAUGAUAUUUUCUCAUCAGGCACUGGGGAGUUCGAUGAGGAGGAAGUAUAUGAGAAAAUCCCAUCUGAUCUCAACAUUAAUAAAGAGAAAGCAAGACGAGUAGUUCGUGAACUUGCUGAAAGCAGACUAUCAAACUCACUCAUUCAGGCGGUGGCACUACUAAGACAGAGAAACCGUGAAGGAGUGGUUGCCUCACUCAAUGACUUGCUGGCUUGUGACAAGGCGGUACCUGCUCGGCCACUCUCAUGGGAAGUGCCAGAGGAGCUUGCUGAUUUGUACACGAUAUACCUGAAGAAAGAUCCGCCUCCAGAAAAAUUGUCUCGCUUGCAGUAUCUGUUGGGAAUAAAUGAUUCCACAGCAUCUGCCCUUCGAGAGAUGGGAGAUAGAUUACUUGAUGCUAGUGUUGAGGAGGAAAAGUUUGUGUUCUAAGUGUUGUAAUAAACAGAAUAAAAAAGGGUUCUUGAUUAGGCAUACUAGAAAGGCAGCAAGGCCGUUCCAUCUGGCCAAUUUUUAUACGCCAUUUUGUUUAGCGAUAAAAUAAUUUGAUUCUUAGAGAAGAGAUGAGUGCUUUGUUAGAAAUCGAAGUCCCAGAUAGCUAUAAAAUUGUGACGGUUCUUUCAACUUCUGUUGUUUCGCAUAACAAGAAUUAUUUUUUCGAAGUCCAGCUGAGCUUGUGUGUGU
Neltuma alba is the source of this 3425-nucleotide messenger RNA. RefSeq names its product protein TIC110, chloroplastic. Bases 129 to 3173 code for a protein of 1014 amino acids. Gene Ontology annotation, biological process: protein import into chloroplast stroma. Gene Ontology annotation, cellular component: TOC-TIC supercomplex I. The record is from RefSeq and is a predicted model, not a curated record. The transcript has 15 exons. Lineage: Eukaryota; Viridiplantae; Streptophyta; Magnoliopsida; Fabales; Fabaceae.